UUCCGUAGCAAAGUGUCUGCACCGGAGAAUCCUCGGGGCGGGCGGGGCACCGGGCGCGCCCGGCGCAACAUGGUUAACACAAAGUCCGCGCGCGGCCCCGGGCUCCCCGUAUGAAAAGUGUGAGCGCGGGCGGCCGGCAUCCCCUGGCCGACUUGAGGGACUACCGGGAGGAUGGGAUGGACCUCGGCAGCGACGCCGGCGGCAGCAGCAGCAGCAGCCGCUCGGGCUCCCAGCCCAACUCCACCAAAGUGACCCCCUGCUCGUCGUCGCCGGGGGGCAGCCUGGACCUGGUGUCGGCGCUGGAGGACUACGAGGAGCCCUUCCCGGCCUUCCCCAAGACGGCGAUCGAUGAGUGGGCGCCGGAGGACGGAGACGACGACGAGGAGGACGGGCGCGGGGGCCGGGAUGGCCGCUGUCCGGCGCGGGAGCCGGGCGCCCUGAGCGCCGGGCGCGCCGCCGCCUCCGCCAUGCCGCCGCCGGUGCCCAACGGCAACCCCCACCCGCUCGACCCCCAGGACCCGGGGCACAACGGCAACGUGGUGGCGGCCGGCCGGCCGGGCGGCCCCCGGGCGCCCCGCCGAGCGAUCCCCAAGCCGGCGGCGGCGGGGGCGCGGCGCGGGGGCCGCGGGCCGUGCGUGCCCGAGGAGCCCCCGGCACCCCCCAUGGACUGGGAGGCGCUGGAGAAGCAUCUGGCCGGGCUGCAGUUCCGGGAGCAGGAGGUGCGCAACCAGGGCCAGGCGAGGACCAACUCCACCUCCGCACAGAAAAAUGAGAGAGAGUCUAUCAGACAGAAGUUGGCCCUCGGAAGCUUCUUUGACGAUGGCCCAGGAAUUUAUACCAGCUGUAGCAAAAGUGGGAAGCCAAGCCUCUCCUCUCGCCUCCAGAGCGGGAUGAACUUGCAGAUCUGCUUUGUGAAUGACAGUGGCAGUGACAAGGACAGUGACGCCGAUGACAGCAAAACUGAGACCAGCCUGGACACCCCCUUGUCCCCCAUGAGCAAACAGAGCUCUUCCUAUUCCGAUAGAGACACCACUGAAGAGGAAUCGGAAUCUCUGGAUGACAUGGACUUCCUCACAAGGCAAAAGAAGUUGCAAGCCGAAGCCAAGAUGGCGCUGGCCAUGGCCAAACCCAUGGCCAAAAUGCAAGUCGAAGUAGAAAAACAGAACAGGAAAAAGUCUCCUGUCGCUGAUCUCCUGCCGCACAUGCCUCAUAUAAGUGAAUGCUUGAUGAAAAGAAGUUUAAAGCCCACAGACCUGAGAGGCAUGACGAUUGGGCAGCUACAAGUGAUCGUCAAUGACCUCCACUCCCAGAUAGAAAGCUUCAAUGAAGAGUUGGUCCAGCUUCUCCUCAUCCGAGACGAGCUGCACACUGAGCAAGAUGCCAUGCUGGUCGACAUUGAGGACCUGACCAGGCACGCCGAGAGUCAACAGAAGCACAUGGCAGAGAAAAUGCCCGCAAAGUGAAGAGAAGCCAGCCACCAGGAGGAGGAGCUAGAAUUUAUUUUGCUUCUGUGGUUAAAAAAAAAUUGCCAUUGCUAAAGGUGAUGCAGAAACAAACAAAUAUCAGUGUUUGUCAUGGUCAUGUCUGAAGCUUCCUGUUCAGUGAUCGGCCUUUGCUUCUUAAUUUAUUUUAAUUUUUUUACUUGUGCCACUUAAUAUCGGGCAUUUUAAUAAAAUAUUGUUACAAAAACAAACCAAGUAACUGUACAGUACUUAAACACCAUCGCGAAUCGUGGUAAAUCCGAGAGGGUAGUCUUAGCUUUAUUUUUAUGGGUUUGGAGAUUUUAAGUUGGAGCAGUACUUUUCCCGCUGACAGCUUCCAUCCUCCACUGUAGUUUUAAGGAUCUGUAACCGAUGGUGCUACGUGAGACAUCAUGCCUGCCUCCUCGUGACGUUGUAGCUCUCCCGACGUCUGCCUCGUGACGUUGUAGCUCUCCUGACGACGCCAUCUUAAUCAGUUUUCAACAUUUUGUGAAUGUUGACUAUCUGAAGUUCAUUUCUCGACGUGCUAUUAACAAUGUUUGAAUUCAGAGGCUUCCUUAAAAGUUUUAUGUAUAAAUAUGUAAAAUAAAGAUUAAAACUUUGUUUCA
Dipodomys spectabilis (banner-tailed kangaroo rat) is the source of this 2089-nucleotide messenger RNA. RefSeq names its product schwannomin interacting protein 1 (gene Schip1). Gene Ontology annotation, biological process: positive regulation of hippo signaling. The transcript is spliced from 8 exons. Bases 111 to 1463 code for a protein of 450 amino acids. NCBI's taxonomy places the organism in Eukaryota, Metazoa, Chordata, Mammalia, Rodentia, Heteromyidae. Gene Ontology annotation, cellular component: cell junction; plasma membrane. The record is from RefSeq and is a predicted model, not a curated record.